CAUACCUGUCAAUUGGGUGUAUAAUUAUCGGUAUUGCCACCAAUCCGACCGCAGUUGUUAUCCAAGAUUGGGUCCCAGGUGGCACACGAGAAGCAAAUCUUCGGAGUACGAUGCCCAUUACGUAACAUAUUCUAUUGAUAGUAAAACCAGGGAUUGCGACGGAUGCUAAUCCUUGCCAAGUGACCGCCUCGAUAAACGCUUCGGCACAUGAACGCAAACGCAAUUCCUGAGGUAGGUUUUCUUUGGUCUGAAGUGAACAUUUUAGACAGCAUUAUUGACUAUCAGCCCUUGAACUUUUAGUGUUUGUGCCCUUGUCUCGUGCGUCAUACUAUCAGCCCUUGAAAUUUUACUGAUUGUGCCCUUGCCUCGUGCGUCAUUGCCCUGGGGGAUAAUUUAUAGGAUAGUAGGGGGGGGGGGCCUUUACAGAGGCAGGAGGCUUGAUAGAGAUGGGGUGGACUUGACAGAAGGGGGGGGUUAUUUUACAGAAGGGCUUGACAAAUGGGAGCUUAACAAGGAAGGGGUUUGACAAAGAUGGCAGAGGGGGCUUAACAGUGAGGGGCUUAAUAGGGAGGGGCGUAAUAGAAAGUAGGGUUAUUCGUUUUAGCUGAAAUGCAAUAAGACACUUAGUGGACUAACACCAGUAUGUUUUUGUGAAGGGAUGAGACAAAUAUAGGGUCAGUUAUUUGAGAGGGGGGGGGCUAAAUAGUGAAUUUACAGUAAGUGUGGUACCACAACAUGAUGUUAAGAACCCUGUGCAGCCUUAAAACAAUUUACAAAUGUUUAUUAGCUCCAUGACAUCCCUUGAUAAAAGGUCUACAGUAUUAAAUAAGCAAAGCCCUCCAGUCAGCUAACCUGGUACAUUUCCAAACUCUUGGACGAUGCAUCACCUAAUGCAUAACUCGAGGCAACCAGAUAGCUGCUGAAAUACCCAACUCUUGAUAUGUGAGAUUUGAAUGCCUCGCCAAUCUCAUUUGCAUAACCUGCAUGAAAUUAAUUAUAUUAACAUCCUUAACUCAGUGAACUGAACUAGUACUCCUAACUUUAAUCUGUAAGACGUCAUAUUGGGAUAAUAAUAUGGAAAAUCACCUAUGAAAACAGGAAACCCCUAUCUGGCCAUACGAAGCUUUCACAGCACGACAAAAACAGCACGUAAGAAAUUAUAUAUUUACGAAUUUAAAUCCAAUAUUUACCCGGGUGUGUUGCAAUGAGGAGACACUAAAUACUAACACAAAAACACUCGUAUAUAAACUAAAAAAAUAAAAUGAUUAAAUUUAUUGAACCAGAAACGGUUUUACCUAAAUAUCUAAUCAAAGUAUCGCGAAAAAAGUCGAUUUUCGCUCCUUUGUCAUCCGCCAUCUUGGAUUUCGUUUGCGAAUCGCCAUUCAAUGCAACUUGAACGUUAUCGUGAUGGUUACCUAGCGAUGGCCAAUCACAGUGCUUCGAUAUUGAAUGCUCCAAAUCAAAACAAAAUAAUACAGUGUGACAUCAUGUAAACAUUCCAUAUUUGUGCAAAGAAUAUUUUGCGAGAAAAACAAAAUUUUUUCACCAGAAAACUUUGACAGGCAAAUAUCAUACAAAGUGCAAUAGAAAGGUAUGUAUUUUAGGUUUCAAAACUCCUCAAAAUACGCCUUAUAUCUGAUUAAAUCCAUGUAAAAAUCACUAGUGACCCAGUGACUUUUAUAAUACGUCAUACAAUAGAGGCCAUCUACAACAUAUUUCAUGUACAUAUUUCAGCAUUAUCUGAAUAUGGAGAAACAGGAGAAUGUCAAGCAAACAUCUGCAGUCACAUUUGAUAUCAUACUUGAUGAAAAUGCAGUGAAACCAGAGCCGAAAAGAUUGGCUUUGUUGAAACAAAAUAGAAAAGAGCCAUUGACUGCAGAUGAAAUUGAGAAGCGACAAAAGCUAGCUGAGGACAGAAGACAGGUAUAUCACUAAUCUAACUUAUUUAUACGAGAUAGCUCUGAGUUAUAAACUGCUUCCCCUAGAGGUCCAGUAGGAUAAAUCCUACGCAGCCUUUGGUAGAAUCAUUCUUAAGUCCUGCAGAUGAGAGCUUUUGGCCGAGCCAGCCACAUACAAGGGAAACCUGCUGAGCUAAUUCGAGUGGCACUAUCUCAGCAUGUUUGUCUUGUGUGCAGAUAGUUUUUGUGAGGAUUUAAUCUCUUGAGGAAAAUAUCUAUUGUGUUUCAUAUUUUUCACCUCGGGAGAAAAAUAUUUACCAUCUGCAGAUUUUGCGAGCUUAGUGCUGAACUGCUUGAAUGAACUAGCCAAUGAGAACUCAUAGUCAUGUGGUCAUAUAACUGUAGUUUUAUAAUCUCUAAUGUAGGCAAGAUUAGAGGCAAGGUUGAAACGAAUGCACGAGCGAGAGGAAUCAACCAGAAAACUUGCAUGCAGUGUAGACAUACUACUACAACAACAGUCGUUAAGAACUGGAAAAGUAGCAAACCCUAACGAAGUCUCCAUGAUGUCUCGAAGAGAAAUCCUUAAAACUGCUAACGAUAUCGUCAAAGGGUUUAACGAGAUGAGGCUACAGCUGCUUAAUAUGGAUCUCAAAGUUGACGAAGGAAGAUGCCAAAUGAGUCACUUGCCUGAAACCAAAUGGCAAAAGGCUUUGAAAAGCUCAAAAACGACCAAAAAUACACAGAGAGGAACUAAGAAGCCAGCUGAAAUUCCAGUAAAGAAUAAACCAUCAUCUAAUUUUUCUUCAGAAGCUCAUGGACAAAAACAUGAAGGUGUUGCAUUUGAGAUACCAUUUGAUGAUGUAGGGGGUUCAAAGAAGUGUAAAAAGAAGCCAGCAAUAGCCAGCUUACAGAAGAAGGACUUGAAGGCAGAAAACCAGGAGAUGGUUGCUUUAAAAUUGGAAGAAAAACAACGGAAAGCAGCUGAACGGAGACUGGUUUGUAUCCUUCAUAAUUACUGGUAUGCCAUUUAAAAGUAGCGAACUUAGGGUGAGUAAAAAAUAUAGGAAGAAAACCCAGAUCAAACCAAUUCUUAUAACUUGUGUCAAAAUAUACAUAUAUAUUAUUACAGUGUCAAAAUAUACAGUUGAAUUAGUCUUCAAAAACCACAGGCUUUUUCAGGUUUUCAAUUAACCGCUUCACCCUAUGCAAUGGCAAAUAUGUUUCCCAUUGACAAGUCACAUCAUGAAUUUUUAGACAGAGAAAAAUAGCAAAUUAGGUGCAUUGCCAUUAUUGUGAUUUAAUGGCUAGCAAGAGAUGUGGACAGUCUUGUCAUCAUAGUAAUUUUUCUACAGAGAAGGCAGGAUGCCAGAAUCAGAAAAACUCGAGAAAGCAGAGAGGCGUUAAUGGAACUGCGAACCAAAGUGAAUAUUUUUCAACAGCAUCAAGCAGCACUUGAUGGACAAGCUGAUCCUCGUAUGAUGUUGUCUGAACGUGAGGCAGCUUGCCUCGCCCAAGACAUUGCAGAUGGCUUUAGUUCCAUUCACAGCAAGUACGAGACAGAUUUGGAGAGAGCUGAGGGAUUCAUGAUGGUGUAUGAUAAGACUCCAAUGUGAAUAUGUUAAGAUUUGGAGAGAGCAGAGGGAGUCAUGAUGCUGUAUGAUAAGACUCCAAUGUGAAUAUGUUAAACACUGUGUAUAUUUGUACAGGUAUAUAUUGGGGCAAGCAAAAAAUAGUCAACUGAGUGAAAUUAUGCAACACAACACAACUUUAACAUACAACAUACAUAUAUGUAGUGUACUAGCCAACUGACUUCUCAGUGUUGAACAUGUUGUACAAAUAUGUAUUUUUUUAUAGGGCACAAUAAUCUGUUGUAGUGAGGGAGUUAGAUGAUGUAAUGUAGUGGAAUAUUGAUAUCCAAUUUAGUAAAUAAAUUAUUUUUUAUUUUAGUGUUGAACUAUUUUCCCCUGACAAUGCAAAUUUGUCUAAUACUUUCUUAUCCCCUUGCCGUACAAAAUCCGGCAUUUUACGCCGAUAUUUUAACGUAAAUGGCCCUGCAGAUUGCAGAGGCGUUGAAACUUUUUCAUUGGCUCUUUCGUCAAACACCGUCGAUAUUAUAACCUCUUUAUCGACACGAGGCCUCUUGAUGUGUCGGUCUAAUUUUUCACCAUAAUAUCCAAGCCCUGUUUUACAAUAUGGUAAUUGGCCUUCGUUAGGUACUGGUUCGGUGAUACCAACUUGAGAGCUACCCAAACUGGAACCCUCGGUCCAACCUUGGCUCUUCAUUACCUUGCUGCCAAAACCUUUUGUGUGUUUCUCAAAGUCUCCAAUCUUUGACGUGUCAUCAAUGUCCAAACGUCGUUGCUCUGCAAUUCUCAUGUCCAUCAGAGCUUUUGAAUGCCUGUCACCAUAUCCUGCCAAGCAAAAUAUUUAAAAGAACUGAG
Molecule: messenger RNA, 4339 nt
Organism: Paramuricea clavata
Lineage: Eukaryota; Metazoa; Cnidaria; Anthozoa; Malacalcyonacea; Plexauridae
Source: the annotation of a GenBank genome assembly